Molecule: messenger RNA, 2386 nt
Organism: Magnolia sinica
Lineage: Eukaryota; Viridiplantae; Streptophyta; Magnoliopsida; Magnoliales; Magnoliaceae
Product: protein trichome birefringence-like 1
Exons: 5
Coding region: 107-2050 (647 amino acids)
Cellular component (GO): Golgi apparatus
Molecular function (GO): O-acetyltransferase activity
Source: RefSeq, a predicted model, not a curated record
UCCACACAAAACACUCUCUCUCUCUCUCUCUCUCUCUCUCUCUGACAUCUCAUCUUUCCCAUUCUGCCCCUCAUUUUCCCUCAAAUUUCCAAACCAGUCCCCAACAAUGGCAGACGGAUCGAAGCAGGCCCCAAACGGCGGAAACCUUCUAAAAGACCUAAAAGCCCUCGUUUCCGUCCUACGCGCCAGACGGACGACCCUGUUCCUCACCUACGCCUUCAUGUUCGUCUUCAUCGCCUGCACCGUUCUCCUCGCUUUCAAUCCUGGCCGUACAUCGUCUCCGUGGAUCAACCGCAUCUUCUCCCCGAAUUCGGAUUCUUAUAAAUCCCAAUUUUCUUCUCUCCUCUCUCGCUUCUUUCCCGAUUCCCAGCGCACGAUUCCUCAUGUUGCCCCUCCGCCUCUCUCUUCCAACACGUCAAAGGAAUUUCCGGCGCGGAACCAGACGCAAUCGUGCCCUGAUUUUUCGACUUCGAAGGGAGUCCCGGCGGAGAAUCAGACGCAACAGAACCGUGAUUUUUCGAGUUCGAGGGAAAUCGCGGUGCGGAACCAGACGCAAUCGUGCCCUGAUUUUUUGAGUUCGAAGGGAGUCCCGGCGCAUAAUCAGACGCAACAGAACCCUGAUUUUUCGAGUUCGAGGGAAAUCGUGGCGCGGAACCAGACGCAGCCGAGUUCGAAGGGAGUCCCGGCGCGGAACGAGACGCAAUCGAGUUCAAAGGGAGUCCCGGCGCGGAACCAGACGCAAUCGAGUUCAAAGGGAGUCUCGGCGCGAAACCAGACGCAGCCGAGUUCGAAGGAAGUCCCGGCGCGAAACCAGACGCAGCCGAGUUCGAAGGAAGUCCCGGCGCGGAACCAGACGCAACUGGGCAUUUCAAGCUCGAACGCUGCUUUGAUGAAGCGGAAUGGGACGGCGGCAGCAGUAGCGGAAGUUUCUGGAAAGCAGAGGAAUGGGACCGAUCGGGGUUCUUCCGGGCGGAAAUGGGAGAAAUUGGCAGAUUCUUUGAAGCAUUGCGACAUCUUUGAUGGGAAAUGGGUGAAAGACGAGUCGUAUCCGCUCUAUCCGGGAGGAUCCUGUCCUCUCAUCGACGAGUCGUUCGAUUGCUUCCUCAAUGGACGGCAGGAUAACAGCUAUCAGAAGCUCAGAUGGAAACCCAAUCGCUGUGAGAUCCCCAGAUUGAAUGCGACGGAUAUGCUGGAGAGAUUGAGAGGGAAACGGGUAGUUUUCGUCGGUGAUUCCCUCAAUAGAAACAUGUGGGAAUCGCUGGUUUGCAUUUUGCGGAACUCAGUUCAAGAUAAAAGUAAGGUGUUUGAGGCAUCUGGUCGGAAGGAAUUCCGAACAGAGGGUUCUUACGCUUUUGUAUUCAAAGAUUAUAAUUGUUCUGUUGAGUUCUUCCGGUCUCCCUUCCUUGUUCGAGAAUGGGAGGCUCCGGAGUCGAAUGGAACAACGAAGGAGACGCUUCGGCUUGAUCUGAUCGAGCGGCAUUCUUCUAAGUACAAGAAUGCUGAUGUGAUCAUCUUCAACACUGGGCAUUGGUGGACUCAUGAGAAGACUUCCAAAGGGAAGGAUUAUUACCAAGAAGGUAGCCAUAUAUAUGGAAAAUUGAAUGUUGUCGAAGCAUUUCGGAAAGCUCUCACAACAUGGGCAAGAUGGGUUGAUGCCAAUGUGAAUCCGAAUAAGACCCAGGUUUUCUUCAGAGGCUACUCUGCCUCCCAUUUCAGUGGUGGGCAGUGGAAUUCUGGUGGGGCAUGCGACAGAGAGACAGAACCUAUCAAGAAUGAGAAAUAUCUGGCGCCCUAUCCGCCUAAGAUGAAUGUAUUGGAGAGGGUUAUUAGGGGAACGAAAACGCCCAUUAAUUACUUGAACAUCACGAGAUUGACCGAUUACAGGAAAGAUGCACACCCUUCGAUCUACCGGAAGAAGAAGCUGACGCCUGAGGAGCGGAGAUCACCCGAGCGGUACCAGGACUGCAGCCAUUGGUGCCUGCCCGGCGUGCCAGACAUCUGGAACGAGCUUCUCUAUGCCCAGCUCCUAAUCAAGCUAGGGAGACACUGAAAAUAGAUAAAAUAUACACAGGUCAGGUGAUUCAAUCAGGGCCCAUUUUGUAUUAUAUGUUUUUGUUCACGGAAUGAUUAAAAUAAGUCUGGGAGAGAAUCCAUGUAAAAGUGUUACUAUAAUGAGAAAGAGGUAGAGAGAAUUGGGGUUUUUGUUGGAAUGGUUAGAAUAAUCAAUUUGUUUUUGUGUAUUGGAGAGGGAGAAAACCAAGGGAUGUUGGUUUUUAAGCCAUCGUUAUUAUGAUAUUUGACCGUUGAAUACUGUAUUCUUUGGGCCUCAAGGUUGUAGAUUGUAAAGCUAUUCCGGGUUUGUUUAUUUAAUAUUAGUGUUGUUUCA